Messenger RNA from Stegostoma tigrinum, 6855 nucleotides. Its product is annotated as protein FAM124A. The transcript has 4 exons. Lineage: Eukaryota; Metazoa; Chordata; Chondrichthyes; Orectolobiformes; Stegostomatidae. The coding region runs from base 48 to 1700 and encodes 550 amino acids. The record is from RefSeq and is a predicted model, not a curated record.
CAGCAGGGCAGGGGAGUCAGUGCAAUCCUUAGCCGGAAAACGGCGAGAUGGAGAGCAGCGGUCCCGGGGAGCUCUUGGGACCUGAGGGCAGGAGAUCAGACUGCAACCAAAAGUCCUCAACAAGCUGCAACCUGGAUUGCAUGGCAGAUCCAUUCCUGGUCACCUUGCACAUCAUCACCAACCCGGGAGAUGCAGCAGCCCUGCAGAGCGCAGUCGACGGCCUUGUAACAUGGAUCAACCCCAAGCUGCGGCUCUUCAUUGCCUCCGAGCGCGGCUCCUCGAAGCCACGGGGGAUGAGGAGUGGCGGCAGUGCUGCCCACCCAGCUCUGGCCAUCAUUGUCUUCAUCCACGAAGAGUGCGGGCAGCAGAUUUCCGAGCUCCACGAGCGUUUCCUCCACCCACCGUGGGAGUACCACCAUACCGAGAUGGUCAAGGGUCGAAUCCUUCCCUACAUGCCCCGGAACCAGGACUUCUUCACUCUGGCCAAUCACAAUGCCCUCUGGGCUGUAAGGCAGGUGCACUAUGGGAAGGAGAUUGUCCGCUUCACCAUUUACUGCAGCUUUGACAACUUUCUCGACAUGGCGAGGAUGUACCAGCUGAUCCUGAGGAGAGAGUCGUCCCAGCGAAGGCCAGACUUUGUGUUCUUCACCGUCUAUUCCAACGCCGAGGUUGAUAUCCAGCUCUCGCUGAAGAGGCUCCCGAAGGGUCAGGGUACCUCCCCCACCGAACUGGCCUUGCUCGAGUUCAGAGUUCAUGACAUCGGACGCCUCAUCCCUCUGCUGCCUAACCCCUGCAGCCCAAUCAGUGACCUGAGGUGGCAGACGGAGGACUAUGAUGGGAACAAGCUCCUGUUGCAGGUACACAGUUUGUCCAGGAGCUCUUGGAAGAGGAACAUCAUUGCCCAAUCCACUGCAGCAAGGGGCAGUUCUUGCCGACCUGCAUGCAGCUCACUCCCCCAGUGCCUGGCAUGUGCCCCUGACAGGCACCGGCACCACUGUCAGACUAACCACAAACCACACCACAGCAGCGGCUUCAGCCGUCUCCGAGGGGCAUCCCAGGAGGACAUCUGGAUUGCUUGCCGGGGGGAUUCGGGCACCAGUACUUCCAGGGUUUCCCGGGUAGCUCAGCGCAGCAAGUCCUUGUUCUGUCUGCCGACCUUCAGCAGCUCGUCGUGCUCUUCGUCGUCUUCAUCGCCCCUGGGGGAGCUGGCCCUUUCGCUGGCCGACCGUGGGCCACGGGCUCGGGUCCCAGCUCGGGACGUCACCUCUGGGGUGGGGGCCAAAGGCCUGGAAGAGACCGAUGUCGACACUGGCUUGACCACAUCAAGCUCUGACCUUGCUGCCCUCUCCGUGCCCUCGACACUGAACGGCUUGGGCAAAGAAUUAGGGGGUGCUCUACCCCAGCUGGGUGACUGUAGCACCCGGACACAGGCAAGUCUCUUCAGGGUUUCACUGUCCACGGAUAGCUCGCCUCGUUCCUCCUCCAGCCUUUCCUCCAGGUCUUCUCCUGGGUCCCGGGAAUUUUCUUCCUGCAGUCUGACCUCGAGCACCCCACCUCCGCAUGCCUUCACAGCAGGGUCGCAACUCUGGCCCAGAAUAAACCAGCCCUUGUCCUCGGAGAACGCAACUAGAAACGAGAGCUGCCCUGAGGGAGGACAACCCGCUCCUCUCCUGGAGGCAGAGCAGGAAUUUUACAUUUGACCCUCUUGGUCAGGCACGAUUUGCUUGCGAUUGUUACUAAAUAUCAAACAAUACAAGUGAGACAAUGGACGUUUAAGCACUGAUUAUUAGGCCUGGAGACCGUCCACUUACCAUGCUGCUUGUGUCAAAGUGAAAUUCAGGGUUUUCUGUCGCAAUGCAGCUGUUCAGAAACAUCACCAGUUGGAAUACUUUUAAAAAUGAUUCUCUUCCAACUUUUUUCCCCCCAAAACUGUGACAGAGUGUGUUAAAGUUUACAGUAGUAAAAGCAUCGAAGUGUUACAGAAACCAAAACAGCUCAAAAUCUCUGGCUCACAACACUUAAAAUUGCUGCUGAGAAGAAUUGCAGUAUCUUUGAUCAAACAUGCUUCACAUGUUUCAGAAAAGCAACUAAUGGAAAUGCUUGCAGAGUUUUAGUGAGCCACAAAAGCUCUGGAUCUUUAGUUGGUGUUACCGCAGUCCGUUUCACAUUUAUGCCAGUGUUAAAAUAAAGCCAGUCAGAAAACCAGCAUCUUCUUUGAGGUUGAUUCAGCUACUGCUGUAAGAUUACAAAAAAGUAGAAGCAGGAGUAGCCAUUUGGUAAGACUACAGUUGAUCGGAUUAGGGCCUCAACUCCACUUACUGCCUGUCACCUUGUAAUUUUUAACUGCCUUUGGAUCGGAUCUCUGUCUAACUCAAAUAUAUUUGAUGGCCUAGUCUCAAGUAUUGUCUGUGUUUUGGGGGGGGGGGGGGUACUUCCAUACCUUAUAAUCCUCUGAGCAAAGAAAUUCCCAUGUUCAUCUCAAGGGUUAUGAUAGAGAGUGAGGAACUCGGAGAUACUGCCGGGGGUCAGCUGGGUGUGUGUCUCUGAGCACACAACAUCCUUGCUGCAGUGUUGCAAUGAGAGUUACCAGUACAGCCUGAGGUACAGAAGUGCCCUGUUAAGAGGAUCAGAGAAGGUUUGCAGAGGCUGGCACAUGUCAGAUGCUGAUGUCCAUGGAUGGGGUGGUGUUUGGCCAAUGCCUAUUAAACAUGCCCUGAGAAGUCAGUGCCAGGAGCUGAAGUUGCCAGGUACCCACUUCAAAUUCCAUCUCAAUGUCUAGCUUGCUUGGCAAGUUUGGAAGCUGAGUGUUGUGAGCUGAGUUGGGGUGUUAACAAGGCGUUUAAUAAGAGAAAAUUCCCCCUUAUUUGACAACUGACUGCUGCGAAUGGGAGAAGCUCACCUCAGCAGUCAGCAAAUGUAUCGAAGAUGGAGUGAGUUGUUCUCCAGGUCAAGAUAAUCAUCUCAUUGAAAUCUGCCAUAAAUCUUGCCAAGGCCCCACGCCAUUCAGAUCCUGCCCAUCGUCUCAGCAUCCACUCUUGGCAAAUACCCUCAGAAUCUUGAAACAAAACAGAAAUUGCUGGAAAAGCUCAGUAGGUCUUGCAGCAUCUGUGAAGGAAAAAACAGAGUUAACAUUUCGGAUCUGGUGAUCCUUCCUCAGGAUAUUAUGUGUUUCAAGAUCGCUUCUCACUCAUCAGUAUUCCAGCGGCUAUGGGCCCAAGGUUGUUCCUCCCGAUACAAGGCCUUCAUCCCAAGAAUCAGCCAAGUGGACCUUCUCUGAAUUGUCUCCGAGGAUUACCAUCAUUGAUGACGCUGCCUCCAGCCAGAAUAAGCCUGACCGUUCCUUCCGUCACCGUGGAUCGAUGUCCUGGACAUUCCUCUGGACCAGCAAUACAAAUGACAGGAGUAGUUCAAGAAGAACGGCUGAGGGACAACUCGGGAUGGAUAAUGAAAGCCUUCAUCCUGACAGCAAAUCGUGCAGGCGCCCCUACUUUUUUAUUCAUUUAGACUCUUGUCCGUUUCCGAUCUAAGAAAAUCUAACAAUCAUUAAUUGAUUAAAUUCAAAAUAUCAAUCUUGGUUUAAAGCAUCAUCUCAUGAGCUGCUGAUUCUAAUGUAUUUGCAGAUAGCAUUAUUGCCUGUUUAGUCUUGCGUGCAUUAAGUGUGAAGUGUUAUGGCGUUAUUUAUUGCAGAACUUAAAAAUGGAGUUUACUGAUUAAAAUUGCUAUUAUAAGACAUUAAUCUAAUAUAUAAAUGUUAAAAACUGGAAAUGCACUGAAGAUAGUAGAAAUGGAAUUCCAAACUUUGGUAUGUGUCUGUUCCCCAGGAGUCUUGGCCAUCAACCACUCCUUUAUCAGGAGAUCAGGCAACACCUUUCCAGGAUCCAUGCCGGAUUCUCACGAUUAAAAUGGUUGUGAUGUUCUCCAGGCCAUCGUCUCAUCAUAUUUCAUAUCUGUGGAAAAUAAUUACCUGGUUCAUUGUUGGAGUGGAUUGGGCACUUGCUGAAGUGAGUUUCUCCCAUUUGCAGCAGUGAGAUAUCAUUCAACUUAUCCAGCCCUUUAAUAGGGAUUGGACUGAUCUGUUUCUUAAGUGCUGUGCCCCUUACUUUCACAAGCCCAAGUACAGAAAUGCUGGGAAACUGGGAGAAGUGUCGUUAUUUCUCAAACACCCCCAAUUUCUGUCAAUGACAAAUACCAGUGGAUCUUCUUAGAAAUUGAUGACGUUGGUAAAAAUGCCCCAUUUCUAAGGAAACUGCAAAUGUUGGCACUGUGUUACUUGACAUGUUUCUGCAUAGGGAUAGCAAGGUUCUAGCUUCAAACAGAAUAUGAUACACAUCAUCAGGUUUAAUAUAGCGCUUGUGAAUUUACAGGAGCUUCUCAUAAUAAAUGAAAUGCCAAUGGCAACAUGCCAUCUUUACUGCAGUGGUGUAAAAGUUAUCACUUCAUUCUUCAGAGAACUUGUUUCUCCCCUCCUUUGACAAAGUUUUGCUUUGAAACUUCACUGAUCUGUCUGCCAAAUUCCUAACACAAAAGGUUUUGAAACAAUAAGCUGUAGUAUUAUCUGACACAAGACUUGGCAUGGGCCUAGGUGAACAAAAGGGGUACUACCUUCUUGAUAGGGUAUGGAGAAGAAUUGUAUGCUGAAGGAGGCUACGAGUGUCUCAGCUAAUGCCUGUGCCAACUCUAUGAGGCUGCUGCCCAAUUCUCCUAUUCAACCACUGAACAUGCUUCCACUCCACUUUCAGGCAGUGUGUUCCAACUUAUCAUAACUGACUACGUACAUACACGGUUUUUGUUUAAUUCUUCAUCUUCCUCUUGCUAAUCAUCUAAAAGCUGCAUCCCAAUCAUCACAACAGCAAUAACAGAUAUCCUACUCUUAAAUAGCAGCUAUACUUUGUCCGGCUCCCCAUCCCAUCAUAAGCUACUCUGCUCUCAGGGGAACAGUCCCUACUUCUUCAUCUCCACAUCUAAUUCAUUGGAAAGAUUGCAUUGUGAGGCUAGAGCCCAGCCAAUAAUAGGAAGCCUUACUCUAUCCUCAUACAACCCCAGCUCAAAGGCUGUGGAAUGAUAUAUUUCAAUACAAUUGAAUUCAUCAGACCAAAUGUACAGAUUCUGUGUUCACAGUCUCAGUUUCACACCUUGAUGAUCUCUCACCAAAACUUACUUUGGUGCCAUGUGAUUGGUAGGUGUCAUCAUGUUGCUACCCAGUGAACAGAAGGUGGUCAGUCACCAUGGUGACACUGUUUGUCUCUGCAGCUUUACAGGGAAACAAGCCAAUAUCACAACGUACAGGGUGCACUGUUUUCCACAAUUAAAACUACUCACCUUUCAUGUCCUUCAUUAGAAUUAGCUAAUGCUGUUGAUAUGUGCAUAUCAGUGAUGUACUCGUGGGAGCAAUGGGGCCAUAUGUUAAAGCUUUGUUUCAGUGAUUGUUAUAUUCACGGCUGCAACAUAUUGAAUUUUCAACAAAUUAUAUUCAAAAGGGUUUAUUGUCGUCAUUUUAAAACAGCUACUCCUGAGUCUUGGGUACAGUUAGCAGGUUUUAUUCAGGCAAUUGCUGGAGUCAUGUUUCAUCUGGUUACCCAGAAUCGCUUCUCUGCUAAAACAAACAUCUCAGCCCAAUUUAUAAUGGGUAAUGCAGGGUCCCACCUCUUAAUUCUCAGCCUUUAGCCCACUGGUUUCUGUGGCAACCUUCAGUUUUCCCUCUGGUCUGCACAGCAAUGGUUAAUUGUUACAAUCUUCACUUGGCCCUACAUUCCUACAGUAUUGAUUACAAUUGCCAUCAUGCCUCAAGAAAUUGGUCUCAGGUAGAUUUAUCUAUGCUAAGGUGUUGAAGUGUAUUUAAAUAUUGAUUAUAAUCAAUUGUCUAAUUUCAAGCUUGUGAUAAUGUUGUGACUUCGGUAAAUAGCAGAGCAACUGGAGAGAAAAGUCCCUUAAAGUUGAGAAAGAUAAUCCUUCCCUGUUAUUCCAGUCUGGCUGUGAUGCGACUCCCAGUUAGUCCUCGCCAACUUGGUUGACUCUUAACUGCCCUCUGAAAUGGCCCAACAAGUGACUGAUUUGUGUUCAAGCAUUACAAAGAAUAGCCACACUUUGAAAGUCCAUUAGAGUUGAGCAAUAAAUGAUGGUUUUCACCAAUAGUGCCUUUAACCUGAGAAUGAACAUAUCAACGUGAGUACUUGUGUUCUUUUGCAACUAACAGCUUGUUGUGAUGAAUACAAAUCAACACCUCGCUUCGGCCAUUGCAUCAGCUGUAUGGGCUACUGUUACGUGAAGAAACUGUAGCCUGGAGCAAAUGAUUGGUUUGCUCACUAUCAGCUCCAUGGUGGGGGCAUGGACCCAGCUUGAGUAGUGAGAGAGUGGGUAUAACAUGGAACAGACGCUGGAGGGGCGCAAUCUAAUAGUUACUGAAGAACCUGGAGCCAAGCCCCAAAGAAAGUAGCUGUUAGGAACUGAAAGAUAUGUGUCUUUGUCUCACAACUAAAAGGGAAAGGCAGUUGCAGGAGCUGCCUGUCUUUCUCAUUAUAGACACUGACCACAGAACUGUGUAUCUACAACAUUUCAUUUUCAGUGCACUUUUUGUUUUCCUGGAUAUACUUUCUCAUUUUCCUCUUCUCCCCAUUAUUAGCAUGAAAAUAACGCCUCUCGGUCUCUGACCAGUGAAUGGGAAAGGAUCAAUGUUCAGUGCUUAGGGCAAGAGCCUGGUGUGCUCCUGAUGGAGGGUGUAAACCCAAAACAUCAACUUUCCUGCUCCUCUGAUGCUGCCUGACCUGCUGUUUUCCUCCAGUUCCACAGAGUUUUGACAGUGCCUUGUCAAAGUCUGGCUUCUUACCAAGACAGUGCAGUUAUAAUCUGUGUCCACCA